UGAUAAGUAUUAUAGAUCUUAUAGAUUCAUCGAAUGUCAUAGAUACAGAUAAAUUACUUUUAUUACUUUACUGGUGUAAUAAUGUAACUUGUUUACCAGUAGAUAGAAUAAAACUUGCAGAAUCUUUAUGGAUAAUUUUAACUGUAUGCAGUAUGUUUUUAAUAUAUUAUUUAUAAUUUUAUAAAAUAUGUAAUAUUAUUAUAUGAAAUAUAUAAGAAAUAUGUAAUAUAAGAUAAAAACAAAAUUUAAUAUAUUUUUUAUAUUUAUUUUGGAUUCAAAGAUUUCAAGAUAUCAGUACUCCAUUAUAAUAUACUUUUAAAAUUAUAUAUAGAAAAUGAACAUAAUUUCUCAAUUAUAAACUUAUUAAAGGACAUGACACAUAAAAAAAUUUAUCCAAAUGAAAAUACAUAUGAAAUAUAUAUUAAAUAUUACUGUAUGAAAGGAAAUAUUAAUAAAGCAUUAAUGCUUCUACAUGAUAUGAGAAAAUUAAAGUUUUCUAUAUCAAAAUCUAUUUUUGAUUUAUUAAUGUUAGGAUAUUCUCAAUCUGGAGAUAUAAAAAAUGUAAAUAAUAUUCUAAAUAUAAUGAAACAAUAUAAAUUAAAUGCAACUAAUGAAACAUAUGCUAUUAUUAUGUAUACUUAUGCUAAAUUAAAUAAUAUUGUUAAAAUCAAAGAAAUAAUUAAAGAUUGUAAUUUAAAUAACAUAUAUUUUAAUAAUAUAAAUAUUUUGAAAAUAAUUUAUAUAUUAGCAGAAAAUAAUUACAUUGAAGAUAUUAAUGUUAUCUAUAAAUAUCUAAAAAAAAAAAAGAUCAUUUCAAAUAAUGAAAUAGAAAUCAUAUUAAAAAUAAUAAAUAUUAAUUAUAUAAAUAUAGCUAUAAAGGCACUUUCAAACAUAGGUUUAAAUAAUGAACAUCCUCAAUUUGAAAGUAUUCUGAGAUUAAUUUUAAAACAUAUAAUUAAUACUAAAAUGGUAAUUGAAGAUAUUAUUUUGUUUUGUAAUUUUACGGGAAAUAAAGAGAUAUUCAAAAAAUAUUUUUUAAUAUCAUUAUAUUAUUCAUUAAAGAAAGAUGACAAUUUGUCUAUUCUUUUGCUCAAAAUAUGUAAAAAAUAUUAUUUAUUACGCCCACAUUACUUUUGGCCACUUUUAGUUAGGCAAGCAAAUAAAUAUAAUGUACAAGGUAUUUUAAAUCUUCUUGAGAUAAUGAUUAAUGAUUUUAAUAUAUUGCCUUGUAUUGAUACAAUUACUGAUUAUGUUUUACCAUUUACAUAUGGAAAAGUGAUUGAUAUAAGAAAACUAUUAAUGAAAUAUAAAAUAAAUGAAACUAUAAUUAAUAAUUCUUAUGUAUUAUUUUUAUUGAAAAAGAGAAAAAUAGCAGAAGCUGCUAGAUAUAUGCAAUAUUUUAAAGGUGAAUAUUUUUAUAAAAUAAUUGCUCCUGAUCUUAGAUUUUCUGCAAUUUUUAAAAAUGAUGUAUUAAAUUUUUUAUAUAUUAGUUGUAAUGUAAUGGAAAAUAUAAAUCCAAAUUCAACACUUAUAUUAAGCAACAAAUCAUCUUACACAAUAUUUGUAUCUAUGGACAAACAAUUACAUGAAUUUAUGAUUGAUUUUCCAUCUCAAAAAUUAUGGAUGAUGAAGAUAAUAAAGCAUUUAAUAAAUUAUGAUAUUAAUUUAAAACUUGAAACAGUGAAUACAAUAUGUGAAUAUUUGGGAUGUGUUAUGGGAACAAUUAAGAUGAAGAUUUUUGAGAUAUUGAUUUCAAGAUUGAUCAGUGUUUUUUGUUAAUAAAUUGUUGACAAAUAAAACCGAUAUUUUUAUAUUUGAGACAACCUGUGUAUAUAUAUAUGGUAGUAAAAAAUCAAUUAAGUAAUAACUAAAUGAAAGAAAUAUUUUAUUAAAUUAAUUGUUUAUUACAUUUUUAUUUUUUUAAAUAUUUAUUUUUUUUGAAUUUCUUGUUAAAUAAAGGUAUAAAAAAUAAUAUCAAUCCACUAAUAAUAAUCAUACCAUCUAUAAUAUAAAAUUCAGGAUCAUAAGAUUGAAGUCCAUCAUAUAACCAUCCUAAAAAAUAAAAAAAAUUAAUUAUAAAAAAUUAUAUGAUAUUAAAAACUAUAAUUAUUGUAUACACUCCUGCAAUGAAUGGUCCUAAAAGUGAAGCAAAACUUUGAAAUAACAAAAGCUGACCAAAUGUAUUAGUGGGUUGAUUUAAAUCACUAAUAAAUCUACUAAAAUCACUGACAUAAAACUAACAUAAACUUCAGAUGUAAAUCCAAAUGUAAAAGAAUGUAGUGUGAAUAAUGUGAAAAAAGCACAAAAUGUACUGAAUUUUAUAAGUUCUAUUUUAUUAGAUAAACUUUUAAAAAAUUUAUGAAUAUGAAUUUCACUUUUUCAUUAUGCUUUUGUUAAAUUAGAUAAUUGUGUUAAUUUAGAUAAUAUAAUAUAAUAUAAAUAAUUGUUAUUGUAUUAAAAGAAUUUUAUAUUUAUUUUUUUUGAAUAAAAAGAAAUUUAAUUAA
Molecule: messenger RNA, 2504 nt
Organism: Apis cerana (Asiatic honeybee)
Lineage: Eukaryota; Metazoa; Arthropoda; Insecta; Hymenoptera; Apidae
Gene: bsf
Product: bicoid stability factor
Biological process (GO): regulation of mitochondrial translation
Cellular component (GO): nucleus; mitochondrion
Molecular function (GO): protein binding; mRNA 3'-UTR binding
Source: RefSeq, a predicted model, not a curated record